This is a messenger RNA of Microthlaspi erraticum, 798 nucleotides long. The record is from the annotation of a GenBank genome assembly. NCBI's taxonomy places the organism in Eukaryota, Viridiplantae, Streptophyta, Magnoliopsida, Brassicales, Brassicaceae.
AUGGCCACGAUGAAACCGCCGUGUUACACUGUGGAGAUAAACAACUUCUCCCAAAGGAAUGCUCCAGUAUGGACGAAUCUGUUCAGAAGCUACUCCUGCAACUGGUAUGUUACCGUGUAUCCCAAGGGAAACGGUAUUGAUACACACUUGUCUCUGUACCUAGAAGUUGCAAAUCCUCUCUCACUGUCUCAAGGAUGGAGGAGAUUUGCCACGUUUCGCUUCGUUGUGGUGAACCACUCUGACGUCGUCAAGGCCAAACGUCUAGUAACUACUCAGACAUUCUGGGAAAAAAGACCAAACUGGGGUUUCAAAAAGGCCUUGCGUCUUACCAAACUUCAAGAGAAUGGAUAUCUUGUGGACGACAAACUCAAAAUUGAAGUUUACAUAUCUGUCAGUGAUGUCUGUGGUAGACUAGAUUCACGUGUGUUACCCGAAAAGAAGAACGAGACAGUGUGUGUCAAUGGCUUCCAAGUUCUUCAUUCACAAGUAACGUCAGCAAAUUGGAUAUUUGAUACUUACCCAGAAACUGCUUUGUAUAUUCGACCACAAGAUCCACAACUUAAGACAGCAUACAUGAACAUUCUGCUCAGAAUCUACGAGACACUCUAUCACAGUUUUCUGGAGAAGCUCACCGAUGCUGAGCUACGUAACCUUUCCAAGGGUUUGCUUGAUCUGACACAAGCUGGUUUUAAGCUGGAAUGGUUGAGGGAAAAGCUUGAGAAGGUUUCCGUGGAGAGGAAGAAACUCUUUGAUUAUGAAGCUCAUGCUCUAGAUCUUGAAAAAGAGUUGAAAAUGUAG